Pyrus x bretschneideri (Chinese white pear) is the source of this 719-nucleotide messenger RNA. RefSeq names its product transmembrane protein 234 homolog. The transcript has a single exon. Bases 70 to 477 code for a protein of 135 amino acids. The record is from RefSeq and is a predicted model, not a curated record. Lineage: Eukaryota; Viridiplantae; Streptophyta; Magnoliopsida; Rosales; Rosaceae.
AAACAGGGGCUGGAUGUCAUGUAGCUGCAACACAAAGCACAGACACACAGACAGAUCAGAUCAACGCCGAUGAUCGGAGAGGUCGAGAAGAUGGUCGGAGUUGGCCUCGUUUGGGGCGCCACCAACGCCCUAAUGCGCCGCGGCGCUCUCCUCUGGCACCAAGCCCUCAAAUCCUCCUCUGCCCAGGCCCAGCCCGGCCCAAUCCACCACAAGCUUCUUGCCUCCUUGAUGAGCUGGCUCAAGCUCCUCGCAAUCUGGCAGUACACAGUCCCCUUCUUCGUCAACCUCUCCGCCUCCGCCACUUUCUUCGCCAUACUCAGCCACACUCCGAUCUCGCUUGCGGUACCCGUCACCAAUGCGACUACCUUCGCCGCCACCGCCGUGUUUGGCUUGCUCUUGGGGGAGCAGACCCACCUCGGUCUCGCUAUGUUCGGUACGGCUUUGAUUGUUUUGGGCAUUUGGCUUUGUAUCAAUUAAUCGGAUUUUCAAGUUUUGUAUAAAUUCUAUGCGUAGAUCAGCUUGUUUCGUUCGAUUACUGAAUGCUUGAGUGUUUGGCUGCUGAGAAAAUGAUGGAAAAUCCAGAGGAAAAUUGUCAUUUUAGUAAUACUUGAUUUUUCUCUGAAAUUUUAUUGAUCAGAGGAACUGAAAAAGUAAGAGAAUGAGACAAAUGUGAAUGAUUGAUUAACAAUUUGAAUUGCAAAUUUUACUUAUUGGGUUCA